AUGGACGCCUACGAGGCCACGAGAAUAGUGCUCUCAAGGAUCCAGAGCUUGGACCCGGAGAAUGCCUCCAAGAUCAUGGGUCUUCUCCUCAUCCAGGACCAUGGCGAGAAGGAGAUGAUACGCCUCGCCUUCGGCCCCGAAGCUCUCCUUCACUCGGUCGUCUUCAAGGCUAGGAAGGACCUCGGUCUCCUCCCACCGUCCGCCCCAUCUACUCCGUCCUCCCCAUCUCCGUCACCGUUUCUCCUCGGCCGUCAGAACUCAUCUUCUCGCCUCCUCGGCGGCGGCGGCGGCGGCGGCGGCAGCGGGCUACCAUCACCGUCUUCGUGGGCUCCGCCGCCGGUCUUCUCUCGCAGCAGUAGUAACGGGAACAGCGGGGCUGUCGAGGACCUGCAGAGCACGGACGACCUAAUCAGCCCCAAUUCGUCCUACGGCGUGAGUAUGCCCGUGCCCUCGCCGUCGUCCUCUUCCUCCCCUUCCCCCUUCUUCGGAGGCGAUCUCAUCGAGGAGUUCCAGCUCCAAGACCAGUUCUCCUUCCUCAACGACCCCACUGCCGCUGCCUCGUCUCCCAACUCUAUCCACGCCCUCCAGAUCGGCGGCCCAAAGAGCAACGGCGACCUGUUCUAUCCCGACAUGGUCGGGGACUGCCGGAGCCCCAGCAGCAACGGCGAAGCCAUGCUCUUCCCCUACGCUGGGAUGAACAACUGGGGCAUCAAUAGCAACCACCACCGGAGGAGCCUCUCCGCCGCAGACCGGUGCUUAAGCUCAGAAACUGGGGCAGAUUUGGGGUGGAGGCCAUGCCUGUACUUUGCCAGGGGCUACUGCAAGAACGGGAGCAGCUGCAGGUUCCUGCACGGUUUACCCGACGACGCGACCGCCGCCGCUGCCGCCGCCCUGGCCAGCAGCAAGAUGGAUGCCGCGAUGGAGCAGCAGUUCCACGAGCUUCUGUUAAGGUCCAAGAGCCCAAGGCUCGGCGCCGCAUCUCAACUCAUGGCGGCGGCGGCCUCCUUUCCCUAUUCGCCGUCUGCCCAGUCGCCAUCUUCUGGCAAAUGCAUGAACUUUCUGCAGCAGCAGCAGAAUGAAAGCCAAAGGUCGCCUACUCUCUCAUUCACUACCCUCGUCGUCCUUUCCCCGGAAUAUUAAUAUAUCAUCACGGGUUCUCUUCGGCAGGGUUGCUGCAGUGACGGCGGCGGCGGCGGCGGCGGCUCUCUCGCUAGGAGGGGAGGAGCCGCAUAAGUUUGGGAGAUCUAGGCUAGAGAGAGGUGACUACGCAGGGGCGGUGAAUCCGGGCUCUCGGCAGAUUUACUUGACCUUCCCGGCCGACAGCACUUUCAGAGAGGAGGACGUCGCCAACUACUUCAGGUUUGGGCUCUCGAUCAGAGGCUCUUUCCCCUCUGACGAAACGUAUCUUCCUUCUCCCUGCUCAUCAUCUCUGUUCCUGUUGUUCGUUGCCACCGUGAAGCAUCUACGGACCAGUCCAGGACGUGAGGAUUCCGUACCAGCAGAAGCGGAUGUUUGGAUUUGUGACCUUCGUUUACCCGGAGACGGUGAAGCUGAUUCUGGCCAAGGGGAACCCCCACUUUGUCUGCGAUGCCCGCGUCCUCGUCAAACCCUACAAGGAGAAGGGAAAAGUCCCCGACAAGUACAGGCACUCCUACCUCCGUCUUCCAUUCCACCCUCUCUCUUCCUCCCAGAACUGCCCCCCCCAUUCUCUCUCUCUCUCUACUGUGUUCCAUUGAUUAAGCAGAUUACUGUUUUCCUUGCGCAGGAAGCAACAGCAGCAACAACAACAGCACGCAGAGAGGGGCGUGUUCUCCGGCUGCACAACUCCUACCGGGCUAGAUUCCAAGGACCCUUACGACCUUCAGCUACUCGGUGAGCUCUCCGUCAUCUUCAUGACCGUGGCCAUCCGCAUGCAUUGUUACUACCGUGUUUUCAACAUUGCGCGUCCAUCUUUUUUACGUGAGUGAGUUGCAGGCGCGAGCAUGCUGUAUAACAGCAGCCAGGAGGCGCUGCUGAGGAAGAAGCUAGAGGAGCAGCAGCAGGCGGCGGAGCUCCAGCAGGCAAUUGAGCUGCAACGGCGGCGGAUCAUGGGGCUCCAGCUGCUCGACCUCAAGGCGAGGAAUCUUUCAUCGCCCGCCGUGCCCGUUACGUCGUCGCUUCCGUCGCCCGUUCCAAUCAACACCUACUCCCCCACCACCGCCGUCUCCAGUCCCAAUGCCAAUCUUUCAUCGCCCAAUGCAGCCCCGGAGGGCAGCAGUAGCAGCAGCGGCGGUAGCAGCACCGAGGAGCUGCUGUCACCACCUGAAGGUAUUACUGUAGCGAGAGAGGAGGAUCGUUUCUAUGAUUAGCUAAGCUCCCUUCUUCGCUAGGGGGCUCUUAGUAAUAGUAGGCUUGUGUGAGAGUGAAAAGAUUUCCCUCUCGCGGGCAAGUGUCUCAAUCCUGCUGCCACCGCUGUUUAAUGCAGCAACCACCACUGUCGCUGGAUCGACUGGCGCUGCAGCCGCCGCUGUUGCUGCUGCAGCGGCUGAGAAGAUUAACACCCACGCGUUCCUCCCGCAGUCGGCAGUCAACACCGGCGAUGGAGCUGACAAGGAGGAUCCCGCUCGUGGCGAUCCAAGAAAGGUAAAUUAAAGUACAAGCAUAAAAUUUUAUGCCAGGACGGUUUUUAUCCGGCUCUCGAUCCCUCUCUCGCCUUCCUCGCCGCGCAGCUGCUUUAAAUGCAGUCGAGGCAAACGAGGGAGAUGGCUAGUUUAAAGUCAGCGGCUUUGCUUCCUCCUGUUUUCGUCAACGCUCGAGUUUACUUGCUAAGAUUGGCCAUGGUAUGGCUGACCUCGGUUUCGCCGGCAGUGCGGAGCACAACCUUCCGGACAGCCCUUUCGCGUCGCCCACCAAAUGCUCCUUCGCCGGGAACGCGUUCUCCGUCAACUCCGAGGCGGCGGAGGCAACCUCCCCCGCCGCCGGCUCCCCUAACAAUAACGUCGACGGCUGCCUCAGCAACGGUAGCAAUAACAACGGCCACCUCAUCACUUCCUCGCUGCUGGCCCCAUCCUCCACCCUGGACAUGGCUUCCUUCAACUCCUGCUUCUUCCCCAUCCCCAGGUGAGUUAUCCCUUCUCCCCCCUCUCUCUCUCUUUCUCUCUCUCAGUAAGUACCCUUCUUUUAUAUGCAACUCUUUGAUGAAUGUUGGAUAAUUUCUCCGGCAGGUUCUCGUCCGGCCAUGGGGCAGUGGGGCUGUGA
Messenger RNA from Spirodela intermedia, 3237 nucleotides. Lineage: Eukaryota; Viridiplantae; Streptophyta; Magnoliopsida; Alismatales; Araceae. The record is from the annotation of a GenBank genome assembly.